Paramacrobiotus metropolitanus is the source of this 2726-nucleotide messenger RNA. RefSeq lists its product as uncharacterized. The coding region runs from base 154 to 2334 and encodes 726 amino acids. The record is from RefSeq and is a predicted model, not a curated record. The transcript is spliced from 3 exons. Lineage: Eukaryota; Metazoa; Tardigrada; Eutardigrada; Parachela; Macrobiotidae.
UCACUCCUUUGUAUACAACUGUGCCUGCGAUCAUAGUUUAAAAGCAUAUCCACUAUAAUGCUUCCGGCUACACCGCAGUAACGGGUUGCGUAAAUUUACAGUUCUCAAGCGAAGAAAAAAUGCUGUCUCGGCCUGCUUAAGCCGGUUGGAAAAAUGGGACUGGGACAUUUCCUUUUAGGUUUCCGGGAUCCUCACCAUAAAAACUCAUGCUUUGGGCAGUGGUUUCGCCUGCUAAUUUCCUUCGCUCUUUUUACCGUGUUGCUGGCGUUGUGGGAUGUAAGCAGUGAUGUUAUUUUCAUUGUCGGUUUGUGGUGGCACAACGGGUGCGCCAUCGCCAUUCCAUGGUUGAUAUUCAUUACCGCGGUGCCGGUUUUCCCGGUGGUGUCUUCGCUGGUGAAGGGUGGUUUCGCUCAGCAUGAGAACGGUGCCAAAGCGGCAUUUUGGAACUGGCGGUUGGCGCGACAGAAACUCAUCCAGUCGGAAGAACGCCUAUUGUCGACACGAGCCGGAGAAAAAGUAGAAGUCCAAGAACCACCGUUUUUGAAGAACUGCUGUCGGGAGGCGGUGUGCAAUAUCGUGGAUAUUUUUCCCAUCUCCUUUUUUCGUCGGUGCGUCAAAUUUGUGCAAGCUUGGAAAAACGCUCCGCAGUCCGUCAAACACUAUUCCUACAAUAAAGACAUCGAAUUCCAGGAUAUGCAGCUGCAAAAAGCGCAGCUAACCGAAAUCAAAUACGAAUCUAGCCCGCAGCUGAUAAUUUUAUUGCUUUUAAUUGGCACCGGACUAUUUCCGCUCCGCAGCGUCUGGUACGCCGCUCUGGCGUCGUUUUUCUCCAUCGCCAAAUAUUUCCCAUCCUCCGCUAAAUUGCCCGGCAAAUGCGCGUUCAAUAACCGAAUUUAUCUGGAAAAAGACAGUAUUAGUUUGAGCGAAGCUAAUAAAUUGUUAAAACCAAGGCUUUUUAGUAUUUGCGGAACUUUUAUGAAUUUCUUCUACAUUAUUUGCCGAUAUCAUUUGAUUAUUUCCCUGACGGUGUACAACUGGGUGGCCUCGCUGAUGGUUACGGGAAUUCACUGCGCCAUUGUAACCGUGUUUCUGAUUGGAUCCUACCGGCAAUCGUAUCGGCAAGAAUCGCACACUGGCAAGCAAAAGCUUACCGGACGAAUUUGCGCGUUUAUCACUCAGCUUCUGACAACUCUGGGAUACUUUCUCUUAGUACCGGUGACCACAACGAUGACUACGAUGGGGUGUCUCUUGGCGACCAUUCUUCAAUUGGUGGCGGCCGGUGUCUACGCUUUGCUGGUUCAUGUUGAAUGGCGGAAAGAGAUACACUGCCGGGACAGUGACAUCUUCCACGCGGUGGUGCCGCGAUCAGUUUGGUUCUACGGACUAUUGGCCGGCAAUGUUGUGCUAUCGCUCUUAUUGCCGGUUAUUCAUUAUGUGGUCAACUUGUGCACCGAUUCCACGCUCUGGCUACGUCACAGAAAAGACUGCUUUGAAUGUGCAGAGUUCGCAUUCCGCUAUUGUUAUCAUCGGCCGUGUUGGCUGUGCGAAUGGGUGCGGUGUCAUGAAGAAAUCACUCAAGAGGAGGAAUUAAUAGCACAGAAUGCUCAGCAGAUGCUGCCCCUAGUGGAAUCCAUCCACAGUCGAGUGCCAGUAGAAUUUCUAGAGAAGUCUCUGGUUAAUGAACAGUCCCGACAGAUUGCCGCUUUAAUCGCGUCAGUAUACAAAGGCGCCAAGGGAGAUUUCCUGUUGUGCACAGAGCACACAAACCAACUGAGCGAUGAUCAUAACCAAGCAGUGGACAGCGUUACUAUGGCACAUAUUGAAUUACGUAUCGCCAACCAUGACAGCCCCGUUGUUGAGCUGUCCGAUAGUAUGGAGCCGGAAUCGGUGGCAUUUAGCGGGGAUCUCCGCACGUCGAUGCAUACGUUCCUGCGCGCGCUGUACUCGGAGAAAUUUUUGUAUAAGAAACUCGCGUAUCAGUUGUUUUUUAAGUCAAAGUUUUACGAUAAAGGAAUUGUGUCACGUGAUGAGCAGGAUGCGUACUGGGCAGAAGUGAAGCAAUUACGAAAUGCGCAUGUUUCCUGUGGAAAGCACUGCCGGUUGAAGGUGAACCGCUCUGAAGGCUCCAAAAAGCUGAAACUUGAGAUUAAGCCGGAUGGUUUGCCGGGGUUCGAUUGGCGGCUCGAUCGGAUUGAUAGCAACGGGAGCGUCGUUCCGGAUGAUAUGGAGUACGAGUACUUCAACGAUGAAAACGUUUUAUCUAUCGAUGAUGCCAAGGCCAAAGAUCAGCCGGUGCAGGAAUGCCCGCUGAAGGAGUAUCAAGGGCGAAUAUGACUGUUUGGCCGGAUCGGCGAGCUGGUGUGCUAGUCGAUUCUGUUACGAUGCCAGCAUCCUGGACUGUACAGAGGUCUUUUGGACAGCGUGUUGAUCGGACAUGUGCGGUGCCUGUGUGAAUGAACCAUUUACAACUUGUGAUUUAGUGGAGGAUUGUCUGUGUGUGGUGGCUUGUAUAUAUUAUGUUAAAGGCGUUCAUCUGUGCUGUGCAUGCUAGAUAGUGUCACUGAGGAAUGAUUGAUUACUCUAUUUUGUAGCACUUAGGCUUUCUUGGCCGAUCGCAUCUUGUUAUUGUAGCCAAGGGUCAAACUGUUGUUCUCAUGUUCUAUGUAGACCAUGCUGCGGUUUAGUACAUAUAGACUUAUUGAGUCGCAGAGCUGUAAGAAAGUUAC